CGGCAUGGCUGGUCCGACAAAGACAGCUGUUUGGACCAUUUCACGUCUACUGAUAUUAUAACACUGGUUCUCACCAGUAUAAUCAAUCAGAAUAUGACCGUGCGAGAAUUUUUGGUUGAUUUCAUACCGCCAGGUAUCGGAGGAGCAAAUGAAUUAGACUUCAGACGCCUUAAUGUCCCUGAUCUUCGGGGGCUGGAGUUUAUCACUACCUGGGCUAAUCUGGAAGUCCUCCUGUUGAACUUCACAAUGAGCAAUUCUGAGAUGAUUGAGUGGAUUGAUCCAAUGGUUCGGCACGCAACUGGUCUACGGGAAUUGACAAUCCAGUUCGAUAGUGGAUUGGCAAGCGGCGACAUGUUCAAGCGUCUUUCCUCUAUUGAAACACCCUCACAGCUGCAAAAGAUUUCACUGAAGGGGAUUUCGAGAUCAGCAAACGUGGACGGGGCAAUCUUAGGCAAGCUAUUGCGAAGACAUCGGGACAGCCUUCGUGUUCUUAGCAUCAGGUCGUUUACACUGGACAUACCGGGCUGGAAACCAAUACUCGGAAUGCUUAGCGAGUUUCCUCUGCUCGAGAACAUCUCUUUUAAUAACCUCAGAGAAGGUCGCUCACUGAUCCAAUUUCCGGUCGCUUCUGAAGUCCCGGAGUUUGAUGGGGCUACGCAGUUUACAUUCUGCUCUCGGAGGCAAAAAGACCGAACCGUCAAUCAUAUUGUUAGUUGUUGGGGACCGAAAACAAAAGCUAUCAUUCAGCAACUUGCCGAGUCAAUGGAGCUACCCCGUUAAGUAUGUUAACAACAGAGGAUGAGCGAUUCAGAGCCGGAGGUUGUCGGCACCAGCCAGCCCAGCUUGCCACGCGAGCGCCAAUCAACUUUGCAGGGAUAAAGGGUACUCUCCUUCCCCAAACUCCGGGUCUCUGACACCAAAGCAACAAUAGUAGAACUGAGGUGUUCCAGUCUUUCUGAAAGCAGCGGAGGAGCCAUCCACCGACUCAGUUGAACAUUCCUUAUCGUACCUGGAGCUUUAUACCGUCACGGAUUAAGCAGGUCUACGCAGUCGCAUAGACGACUGCUG
Aspergillus candidus is the source of this 1068-nucleotide messenger RNA. RefSeq lists its product as uncharacterized. The coding region runs from base 94 to 780 and encodes 228 amino acids. The transcript has a single exon. The record is from RefSeq and is a predicted model, not a curated record. NCBI's taxonomy places the organism in Eukaryota, Fungi, Ascomycota, Eurotiomycetes, Eurotiales, Aspergillaceae.